AUGCACAAGGAUGUGGAUGAAGCCAGGAUCUGGCAGGUCAUGGCAGAGUACCAGACAAGAAAGAGAACACUGGAGAUCUUCAGUGUCUUGCUCAAGUAUUUAGUAGAUGCUGAUCAGAACAUGCACAUGAAGAAACCACCUGAGACCAGGAAGAGAAGCGCACAGAAGGAUGAGAGGAAGCAAUAUCCAAAGCUCCCGAAGACGGGCGCGAAGGGAAGAGGGGUUCGGGCCACGCCGGAGGUCGGGGACUUGACUUUGGCGCUGUCCAACGCUUUCAAAACCCGCUGCCUGGCCUGCACGGUGCCAGGCCCCCUUCCGGGGCCUGGGGGCGAGAGCGGGUUGUGGGUGGCUCCCCGCAGAGACACUCGGGCUGCGGUGGCAACCCCUCCCCCACCCCGCCUCUGGGGGCGGGAAGUGGAGGGUGAGAGUCACCGGAGCGUGAGUGCCCACGGCCCCUCCUGCCGCUGCGCGCGCACCAUAAAAGCCCUGUUGCAACCCGCUCACGACACCCCAUCCCCGGCUCUCACGCCCGGGAGAGGCACUCCGGACAGCCCAGCACUCGCUGCCCAGCCACGCCCGCCGCCCGCCACCGUCACCGUGAGUAUGCUGGGGAGCAAGCGCCUGGGGCUGUCCCGACUGACCCUCGCCCUGUCCCUGCUCGCGUGCCUGGGCGCGCUGACCGAGGCGUACCCCACCAAGCCCGAAAAGCCCGGCGAGGGCGCGUCGGCGGAGGACCUGGCCAAAUACUACUCUGCGCUGCGGCACUACAUCAACCUGAUCACCAGGCAGAGGUAUGGAAAACGGUCCAGCCCUGAGACACUGAUUUCGGACUUCUUGAUGAACGAAAGCACAGAAAAUGUUCCCCGAACUAGGCUGGAAGACCGUUCUAUGUGGUGAUGGGAAAUGAAACUUGCUCUCCGGUCUCUGCCUACUUUCCAACCCCUAUUUCAUUGUGUAAGACCCAAGUCUGCCUGUCUCCCCAAUGCAUGCAGCCACUGUGCUCAACUCUGCGGAGUUCUCCUUUGUCCUCAUUGUAUAUAUGUGUGCUUCAAUAAAGUAACGUGCAUUCAAAAGUG
Messenger RNA from Miniopterus natalensis, 1076 nucleotides. The record is from RefSeq and is a predicted model, not a curated record. NCBI's taxonomy places the organism in Eukaryota, Metazoa, Chordata, Mammalia, Chiroptera, Miniopteridae.